AUAAGAUUGUGCUAUCUUAGUUAUCUUGAUGCACAUUGCUAAACCUCCCAUAUUCUCUUCUCUUCUCUUUUUUUUUUUUUUGUUAGGAAAGCAGUGCUAUCAAAAAAUGAACGUUUCACUAGGGAGUAACAUCACACAGCCCAAGUAUCUGCGGGACAGCUUUAGCUCAGCGGUGACUAAGAAUGUGAUCGUGGUUGGUUUGUGCAUCUCCAUCAACUAUAUCAAUGGCACGCUCGUCCACACCUUCAUCAAGCAUGAGAUCUUUAAAGGAAACCCUCGCUACAUUCUCUUUAUUCACAUGGUGUUCAAUGACAUGAUUCAGCUGAUGAUUGCAGUUGUCCUUCACAUUUUAAGCUACACUGUGUUUACUCUCAAUGUCUCUUUCUGCUGUGUUUUAUUGAUGAGUGUUAUAUUCACAACUCUCAACACACCGCUGAAUCUCGCUUCCAUGGCUAUAGAGCGCUAUAUAGCCAUAUGCAACCCUUUACGUCAUGCUCAGAUCUGUACCAUACGUAAAACGUACACCCUUAUCGGCCUGAUCUGGGUCCUGAGUGCCACUCAGGUUCUACCAGACCUGUUCAUCCUGUUGGCUACAAAACCUAUAACCUUCUUCUACAGCAACAUCCCCUGCAUCAGAGAUUAUGUGUUUGAUAACCCAUAUAUAGUAGACAAGAGAAAUGUUGUGUACAUCAUUUACCUGACCUUUGUAUGGCUCACUAUAGUGUAUACUUACUUGAAGAUCAUGUUUAUUGCAAAGGCCACAAACUCAGAUGCUCGCAAAGCUCGGAGUACCAUCAUCCUACACGGGAUCCAGCUUCUGAUGUGCAUGCUAACGUUUGUCGGGCCCUUCCUGGACAGGCUGCUCGCAGAAAUGUUUCCACUGUUUAUUACAGAUAUGAGAUUCUCAAGCUAUUUAGUAAUCCAGAUAAUGCCCAGGUUUAUCAGUCCAGUGGUUUACGGCAUGAGAGAUCAAACGUUUUGCAAAUACUUGAAAAGAUACUUACUGUGUACAAUGUUCAAGAUGAGGAGAAAAAUACAAACCCUCCAACCAAGUGGAAAUUUGGCAAAGGUUUCUAAUAAAUCCAUGUGA
Molecule: messenger RNA, 1090 nt
Organism: Cyprinus carpio (common carp)
Lineage: Eukaryota; Metazoa; Chordata; Actinopteri; Cypriniformes; Cyprinidae
Product: odorant receptor 131-2-like
Biological process (GO): G protein-coupled receptor signaling pathway
Cellular component (GO): membrane
Molecular function (GO): G protein-coupled receptor activity
Source: RefSeq, a predicted model, not a curated record